This is a messenger RNA of Mandrillus leucophaeus (drill), 2042 nucleotides long. RefSeq names its product RAD9 homolog A (S. pombe) (gene RAD9A). The transcript is spliced from 8 exons. Gene Ontology annotation, biological process: cellular response to ionizing radiation; DNA replication checkpoint signaling; DNA repair. Gene Ontology annotation, cellular component: checkpoint clamp complex. The record is from RefSeq and is a predicted model, not a curated record. NCBI's taxonomy places the organism in Eukaryota, Metazoa, Chordata, Mammalia, Primates, Cercopithecidae. Bases 287 to 1195 code for a protein of 302 amino acids.
CACUCCAGCCUGGGUGACAGAGUGAGACUCCAUCUCAAAGAAAAAAAAAAAAGAGAAAGGUAAGCAGGUCUUUCAAGGCAUUGCAAGCAUAAGGAAGAGCAUGAAUGAGGCCUAGAAGGAUGCCAGUGUCCCGUGUGAUGUGGGAGCCCUUUUCCCAGAGUUACAUGCUGGGCCCAUGAUUGGUGUGGGCCUACACGGGACAGGAGAGCUUGUUGCAGAGAUGCGGUGCUAGGCUGAGGUGUCUUAUCCCAUUUAGUCCUUCCUGUCUGUCUUCCGCUCACUGGCAAUGCUGGAGAAGACGGUGGAAAAAUGCUGCAUCUCCCUGAACGGCCGAAGCAGCCGCCUGGUGGUCCAGCUGCACUGCAAGUUCGGGGUGCGGAAGACUCACAACCUGUCCUUCCAGGACUGUGAGUCCCUGCAGGCCGUCUUCGACCCAGCCUCGUGCCCCCACAUGCUCCGCGCCCCAGCACGGGUCUUGGGGGAGGCUGUUCUGCCCUUCCCUCCUGCGCUGGCUGAAGUGACGCUGGGCAUUGGCCGUGGCCGCAGGGUCAUCCUGCGCAGCUACCAUGAGGAGGAGGCAGACAGCACUGCCAAAGCCAUGGUGACUGAGAUGUGCCUUGGAGAGGAGGAUUUCCAGCAGCUGCAGGCCCAGGAAGGGGUGGCUAUCACUUUCUGCCUCAAGGAAUUCCGGGGGCUCCUGAGCUUUGCAGAGUCAGCAAACUUGAAUCUUAGCAUUCAUUUUGAUGCUCCAGGCAGGCCUGCCAUCUUCACCAUCAAGGACUCUUUGCUGGAUGGCCACUUUGUCUUGGCCACACUCUCAGACACUGACUCGCACUCCCAGGACCUGGGCUCCCCAGAGCGUCACCAGCCAGUGCCUCAGCUCCAGGCUCACAGCAUACCCCACCCAGACGACUUUGCCAAUGACGACAUUGACUCUUACAUGAUCGCCAUGGAAACCACUGUAGGCAAUGAGGGCUCGCGGGUGCUGCCCUCCAUUUCCCUUUCACCUGGCCCCCAGCACCCCGAGAGCCCCGGUCUCCACUCCGAGGAAGAUGAGGCUGAGCCCAGUACAGUGCCUGGGACUCCCCCGCCCAAGAAGUUCCGCUCACUGUUCUUCGGCUCCAUCCUGGCCCCUGUACGCUCCCCCCAGGGCCCCAGCCCUGUGCUGGCUGAAGACAGUGAGGGCGAAGGCUGAACCAAGAACCUGAAGCCUGUACCCAGAGGCCUUGGACUAGAUGAAACCCCAGCCAGUAGAAGAGCUGGGUCUCAGCCCUGGGGACCAGAAAGGUGGGCUUGCUGGAGCUGAGCUGUUUCACUGCCUCUCGCAGGCCCCAGCUGGCUGUCACUGUAAAGCUGUCCCGCAGCAGUCAGGCCUGGGCCCUGUUAUCUCCCCACAACCCCCAGCCAAUCAUGACUUUCCAGACCUGGCCCUGAACUACUGACGUUCCUACCUCUUAUUUCCCAUUGAGUCUCAGGCUAUACUCCAGCUGGCCAAGGCUGGAAACCUGUCUCCCUCAGGCUCACCUUCCUAAGGAAAACGUCACAGCAGGUGCUGCUGGCCCCUGACGAUCCAGCUUCUCUGCCAAUCAUGACCUGACCUGUUCCUUCCUGAAGUCCUGGGCAUGCAUCUGGGACGCCCGUGGAGCUGACACUUUUUCUUGCUUUCCUGAUACUCUUUGGUGCCGACCUGGAAUUCUAAGAGCCUCGGACCUGCGUGUGUGGCUAGGGUUGCCCUUGCUGGGGCCUGGUGCCCAGCCUCCCAAGUAGCUCUGCGCAGAAGAGCUGCCAGGCAGCGUCUUAGACGCGAGACGGAGGCCGUGGCGAGAAUCCAGCUUUGACCUUUAUUCAAGAGACCAGAUGGGUUGCCCCAGGAUCCGGCUGCCAGCCCUGAGGCCAAGCACGGCUGGAGACCCACGACCUGGCCUGCCGUUGCCCUGAGCUGCAGCCUCAGCCCCAGGAUCCUGCUCACAGCCACCGCUGAUGCAGGCAGGAAGCAGCCCUGGGGGAUUGGACGCUGCUAUUGAUUCAUUAAAAAAAAAAAA